This is a messenger RNA of Centruroides sculpturatus (bark scorpion), 1183 nucleotides long. RefSeq lists its product as uncharacterized. The record is from RefSeq and is a predicted model, not a curated record. Bases 5 to 496 code for a protein of 163 amino acids. The transcript is spliced from 2 exons. NCBI's taxonomy places the organism in Eukaryota, Metazoa, Arthropoda, Arachnida, Scorpiones, Buthidae.
UAGAAUGAAAGAAAAUCAUGAUGACAAAUCAAAAGACAAGGUAAUGGAUCCGGGCGAGGGAACGUCAAAUUUUAGAACCCUCUCAUAUAGAGAAGUGGACCGGGAGGCGGCUUUCCUUCGGAUGGUGGAAGCCAUUGACAAUUCCCAGAGGAAUCGGUGGAAAUUACCAUUGACCAUGGCCGUUCUCCCUAUGAAUUUCGAAGUAGCCUCUCUGGACAGCUAUAGGAUAGAAGCUCAACAACGAUGGGUACAGCAAAUCGGACACUACAUGUCCUCAGGACAUGUAGAAGGUGACAAUGUAGACAAAUACUCCGCCUUUGCUCCAGAGAUCUUAUGCUCCUCCCCAUCAAUGGAGACAGAGAGUAAAAUAGUGGAAGAAAUACGUUCUCCUUCCACUUCAUCUCCAGCAUCUACCACCACGGAUUCAGAGUCAGAUGAAUCGUCUGAUGCAUUAUCACCCCCGCUACCAAAAAGACAGAGGCGAUUCCGACAUUGACUUCUACUAUAUCCUGGAGAAUACUUUAUUUAUGUAUAAAAAUUUUUGUAAUAAACUAUUUUGUAUAUUACGCCUUUUUCAGAUAAUGUCAGAGAGUAACAUUCAACCGAUACCUGCUAAUCUCCAGGAGGCGCGUCUUUUGUAUGCUGCCGGACAAAGGAGAUGCUCUUAGCAGAAGAGGAAAUGCAGGAGCGUCCUCACACUAUUACUUUUAACAUAGAGUGUACACUCCAAUUCUCCACCAUAGUGCAGCUAAUGCAACUAAUCCGUCAAGGAAUCGUCCCCAUUCCCGGCGGAGAACCAGAACACCGUAAUAUACCGGAUCCCCAGAACAUCCCGCUAGAAUUCACUACGUUAGAUCUAUAUUUAUUGCCAGACGACAACAUUAACCAGAAUGGGUCACUCCCUACACAAUCAGAACGGUAUUGCCAGGAGAGAGCAACCUCUCCUCCUAGGCGAGUUACCCGAUCUGUAACACGAAGACGACGUCAAAAUCGUCAGGUCCCCCAUCAACAAUAAUUGGGCUCUUUAAUUAAUUAAUUAAAACCCCUUUAGUUCCUCGCCCGAGUUAACUCGGGCAGGUUACAUAGCUUUACAGAAAACUCUGUCCUUUCGGCCCCUAAAAAAAUUUUUUUUCUUCAAUUUUUGGAUGUUUUUUAGGUCUUCAAAUUUUUUCAAAAAUUUUUA